UCUACCUGCGAGGAAUUGCUUUCACAGCUCAAUGAGAAUCCUCCGAUUACCCGAAUCGGAGGAAGUGAAAGAGCAAAGGUUGUUCUCCAGUACGUGACAGAAUGUCGCCACGAUAUUGGCGAACCGACUGACGCAUGCGUCGCCGACGAUUCGCCGCAAUUUUGGAAUCUUGUCAACAAACAUCUCACUGUGCGCCCUUAACCCGCAAGCCGAACUAGCCUUUCGCACGCUCGCGACUCUGUUUUUUUCCACGUCGUGGCGUGAUCGUCUACCGUCUACGAUAUUCAUCUGGUUGAAACGUUUAGUCGACAGGAAUCUAGUGGAAAGAUAAUAUCGAUGGAGUAUACGUACGUCUGCGCGAAGGGGAUGAACGUUGUUUUCAAAGUGUGAUCGUGUGCAGUGAAUAAUAUCUUGUUAAAAGUGAUUUUCUGAGAUGUAUUUAUUUGUAUAAGGUGCAAGAGAAUCUGUAACUCUAAUUUAUAUAAUAUAUAUAAUUUAUAUAAUUUAGAUUAAAAGCGUUUAUAUUGAUUUAGAGAAAGUUUGAAACGCUGAUGAGUUGAAAAUAAUUUAAACAGCUGCGUAUACACGUGUUACAAGAUGGAUGAAAUAGAAGCUGAAACCGAUCGGUCGAUCGCUGCCACGCUCUCCAAAAGUAUUGGCUUCCAACGUAUCGAGGUCAUCCUCGACCACCCUCAGAAGGUCUGUUACAGCGGAAAUCAGAUUUCAGGGAACGUACGCUUAGAUCUGGAUGAACCAACAAGUGCUUUAGGAAUUAGACUUAAAUGCAAGGGAGAAGCUCAGGUGUAUUUUACCGAUCGAUCGGCUGGAAUUCGACGUAAGUUCUCGGCGUUCGAGAAUUAUCUUCACGUGGAGACGUAUCUCGCUGGCGAUGGCAAAGAAAAGACUAUGAUAACUGGAGGCGUCUACCCGUUCAGCCUAACGCUGCCAGAGAACUUGCCGUGCAGCUUCGAGGGCCGAUACGGACGAGUACGGUACUCGAUUAGGGCAUUGUUGGACGUAACGACCAUUUAUCGGUUUUCCACCAAUAUUAUUCCAUUCACGGUGGCACCCAUUCUUGACCUUAAUCGCGAUCCUCUCGCUCCCUUGCCAAUAAGUAUCAAACAAUCCAAGAUGUAUAUUGGCCAAACGGAACCGAUCAGCAUGUCCAUGACUGUUCCAGUUCGUGGUUACGUGCCUGGCCAGACUAUACCGAUUGAGAUCGUCGUGACGAAUCCCACUACCGUCGUCGUUACGAAAAUCAGAGUCGUUUUUAAAAAAGUGGUGUCUUAUCGUUCGACGGAAAAGUCGCGUAAGCACAAAGAAAUCGUAGUAGAAGUAGAACAGCCCGUUAAUAAAGACUCCGAUACGUACGAUGUCACGUUUGACGUUCCUGCAGUACCACCCACCGGGAUGAUCCACUGCAACAUCAUCGACGUUCUAUACACGCUUAAAGUCGAGGCCUGCGUAGACGUGAGCGAGUGGUACUACAGAAUGUUUCAGAAGAACUUGAAACUGCGAACAAAUAUAGUAGUCGGCACUGUGCCACUUCAAAAUUACGAAAUCCCACAAAAAACAGCCGACGUGACGGAAGCUUUUUCAUUUCAUCCCCCGUGCGCCAUGGCUACGGAAGAAUACGCCAACGACACGCCGUCGUUGAAAAACAUCGAGAGAGAGGAAACUGCGAAACCAAGUUUGUCUUUGCCGCUGUACGAGAAAAGUCAAAUAUAUCGAUCCUCGAAACCGGACAGGGACGAUCCCACGGGAGACGAUGGUGACAGCGACGGAGAGGUCAAGCCAUACUCGCCUAUGUAUCGCGUGUACACGUUCGAAUCAUCGCAGAAGAAGGACCGUUAGAUAAGUGCUUGACUUCGUAACUAGAAAAAGAGAGGAAGAGGGAGAAGCUUGCUUAAUUAUUCGUUCAAGGAUUCGUCGUUUGUUAGCGGUGUCCGCAACGGAUCGCUGAAGAAGAAGAAGAAAAUUGUGAUGCAUCGUUGAAAGUAAAAAAUAAUUGUUCUUUCCAGAAAUUGUAUACAUUUUAACCGAGGCGUGUACGAAAGUGUACGCGUGAAUUUUACGUCCAAUUUCGCGCUUUAUCGAUCGACCGAUUGCCUUCGAUUCUUGCCUUUGACUUUUUAUUUCCUAUAUACGAAAGAAAAGAAGGGAAAAAUAGUAAAAAAAAAAAGCAUCAUUAGAAACAUCGAGUGAGAUAUGAAAAUCCGUUGGGACCAACCUGUGCAGCUAAUUAAAUUCUUUAAUCAUGCGAGAUAACUUGCGAGCAAAGUAAUUGUAUAAUAAUUGUCAGACCGUGCAACAUCGGAUAUCGUCGAAACGAAGUUUGCGAAACAACUAAACACGUAUUGCUUUAAUGUUCAAUGAAAACGUUCUCGAUGA
This is a messenger RNA of Bombus impatiens (common eastern bumble bee), 2391 nucleotides long. RefSeq names its product arrestin domain-containing protein 17-like. The transcript has 8 exons. The record is from RefSeq and is a predicted model, not a curated record. Gene Ontology annotation, biological process: protein transport. The coding region runs from base 598 to 1854 and encodes 418 amino acids. Gene Ontology annotation, cellular component: cytoplasm. NCBI's taxonomy places the organism in Eukaryota, Metazoa, Arthropoda, Insecta, Hymenoptera, Apidae.